Messenger RNA from Poeciliopsis prolifica (blackstripe livebearer), 1368 nucleotides. It is a transcript of the gene ppm1kb, whose product is annotated as protein phosphatase, Mg2+/Mn2+ dependent 1Kb. NCBI's taxonomy places the organism in Eukaryota, Metazoa, Chordata, Actinopteri, Cyprinodontiformes, Poeciliidae. The transcript is spliced from 7 exons. Bases 206 to 1357 code for a protein of 383 amino acids. Gene Ontology annotation, molecular function: cation binding; protein serine/threonine phosphatase activity. Gene Ontology annotation, biological process: protein dephosphorylation. The record is from RefSeq and is a predicted model, not a curated record.
UUGAUGCGCUCACAUCAGAGAGGUCUUGUUUGACAAUACGGAGAAGAGGGCGGAGGAGGUUUUUCACUCUGUUUUCAUUCAGUCGCUCUUUCGGAAGCAAACGCAGGGAUUCGACUCUACAGUUAUAUUUUUUGAUAAAUCCAAGUUUUUGAACAUUGUGAACACCUCCUCCCCUGCUCCUUCCUCUGUGAGGGUCUUCAGGGUGAUGUCAACUUCCUGCCUUGUGCGCCUGAUCAGGUGCAGCGGUUCUAACAUCGGUCGCAGUGGUUUGCUACAGAAGGCUUUCGAUCUGCUGCCUUUUCAGCUUGAUAGCCACAAAGCACAGUUCCCAUUGUUCUGCAGACAAAUUUCUGGACCUUCUGGGAGGCGAUACAGCAACACGCGCUUCGAUCCAGACGGCAGCGGCCGCCUUACGACUUGGGACUCCUUUGGGAUUUGGGAUGAUCGCAUCGACGAGCCCAUCAUGCUCCCCCCUAGCAUUCGCUAUGGCAAACCCAUUCCCAAAGUUAGUCUAUCUAAGGUAGGGUGUGCAACCCUGAUUGGCCAACGCAAGGAGAAUGAGGACCGGUACCAGGUCUCCCAGAUAAAUGAAAACACCCUGUACUUCGCCGUGUUUGAUGGCCAUGGCGGCUCUGAAGCAGCCGACUUCUGCGAAAAAUACAUGAAGAAAUUCAUCAAGGACAUUCUGGCAGAGGAUGACAAUCUGGAAUCGGCUUUAACGAAAGCCUUCCUAGAAGUAGACAAAGCUUUGGCAAAGCACUUGCACUUCUAUCCAAAUGAGCCGGGAUCGAACGCGGGAACCACCGCCACCGUGGCGCUGCUGAGGGACGGCAUCGAGCUGGUGGUGGCCAGCGUGGGGGACAGUCGCGCCAUGUUGUGCCGCAAAGGCAAGGCUCUUAAGCUGACUGUUGACCACACACCUGAAAGAAGGGACGAGAAGGAGAGGAUAAAGAAAAGCGGGGGCUACAUCACCUGGAACAGUCUCGGGCAGCCGAACGUCAACGGCCGGCUGGCGAUGACACGCAGCAUCGGAGACUUUGACCUGAAGAAGAUUGGAGUCAUUGCUGAGCCAGAAACCAAAAGAGUCACACUGCAUCACGUCCAUGAUUCCUUUCUGGCUCUGACCACAGAUGGCAUCAACUUCAUCAUGAACAGCCAGGAGAUCUGCAACGUCAUCAACCAGUGUCACGACCCCAAAGAGGCAGCGCAGAGAAUAUCUGACCAGGCUCUUCACUACGGUACGGAGGACAACAGCACAAUCAUCGUGGUUCCUUUCGGCGCCUGGGGGAAACACAAGAGUUCAGACGUCAGUUUCUCCUUCAGCAGGAGCUUCGUGUCCAGCGGCCGCUGGGCGUAGCCUGACGCCGG